This is a messenger RNA of Phyllostomus discolor (pale spear-nosed bat), 1696 nucleotides long. It is a transcript of the gene KLF1, whose product is annotated as Kruppel like factor 1. The transcript has 3 exons. The coding region runs from base 103 to 1191 and encodes 362 amino acids. NCBI's taxonomy places the organism in Eukaryota, Metazoa, Chordata, Mammalia, Chiroptera, Phyllostomidae. The record is from RefSeq and is a predicted model, not a curated record. Gene Ontology annotation, biological process: regulation of transcription by RNA polymerase II. Gene Ontology annotation, molecular function: DNA-binding transcription factor activity, RNA polymerase II-specific; RNA polymerase II cis-regulatory region sequence-specific DNA binding.
GAGGACAAAGAGGAGCCCUCCACGGGGCCAUUGGAGCCUCAGAACCCACGAGGCCACAGAGGGAGAGGAGGCCUGAGGCUCUUGGGUGGGCACCAGCCAGCCAUGGCCACAGCUGACACCACCUUGCCGUCCAUCAGUACGCUGACCGCCCUAGGCCCCUUUCCAGACACACCGGAAGACUUCCUCAAGUGGUGGCGCUUUGAGGAGGUGCAGGGCUUGGGCCCGGGUCCCCCGGACCCCACCCGGCCGCUCCUCCAUGUGAGGCCAAAGUUGGAGGACGCGCCUGCGGAGAAAGAAGACGAUGAUAGGGACGUGGCCACUGCCUGGGACCUGGAUCUCUUCUUCACCAACCUGCCGGGCCCAGAGCCGGGCGGCAUGCUUCAGACCUGCUCUCUGGCACCCGGCGAGGGUGCCGGGACACAAUUCCCACCGCAGCCCGAGACCCUGGGCGCGCACGGGGGUGGCCCGGGGCUGGUGGCUGGGCUCUUAAGUCCCGAGGAGCACCCAGGCUGGGCGCGCCCAGCCCCAAGAGCCCCAGCCCCUGACUCCUUCGUGAGCCCAGCCCUGGUCCCGGCCCCUGAGCCCAAGGCGCUGCCGCUGCAACCCGUGUACCCGGGGCCGGGUGUGAGCUCCUCCGGCAGCUACUUUCCGCGGACCGGGCUUUCAGUGCCUGCGGCGCCUGGCUCCCACUAUGGACUGCUGUCCGGGUACCCAGCGCUGUACCCGGCCCAGCAGUACCAAGGUCACUUCCAGCUCUUCCGCGGGCUCCCAGCGCCUGCAUCCAGCUCCGCCGCUCCCCACUCCUUCCUGGAUUGUCUGGGACCUGGAACAGCGGGUGCAGGACUCGGGGUAACCACAGGAGAUUCAAGAGAGACCGCGGAGAUGGCGCCAUCCAAGCGCAGCCGGCGCUCGUGGGCCAGAAGGAGGCAGGCGGCGCACACGUGCACGCACCCGGGCUGCGGCAAGAGCUACACCAAGAGCUCACACCUGAAGGCGCAUCUACGGACGCACACAGGGGAGAAGCCUUACGCCUGCACAUGGGACGGCUGCGGCUGGCGGUUCGCGCGCUCGGACGAGCUGACCCGCCACUACCGGAAACACACUGGACAGCGCCCCUUCCGCUGCCAGCUCUGUCCGCGCGCUUUUUCACGCUCCGAUCACCUGGCCUUGCACAUGAAGCGUCACCUUUGAGCCACCCCCACGCCCCCUGCCCCUGCCAUUUGGACCUUCUCAGGGACUGGGGACGGAACAACAGAGGGUCCACACAGGGCGAUUUUCCCUCGGACGGACUCUCUCCCGGGCACGCCGCCCCACAGACCUCCUGAAAGAUCAAGGGCUGGCCCACAGACAGACCUGGGGGAGCCUCCACCAGAAGCUCCCACAUGUCCCCAGCCACAGGGAGCCACACAGAGACUUCCUUAGGGUCAUGCAGACCCAGCGAGACAGACCUCCAAAUAAAUGGACUCAGCUGGACACUCAGAUACUUCGGACAGGGACACACCCUUAGAAAGCUGGACCCUCAGACCAGCUCACAGGUGGCCCUAGACAGCGGGAAGGGGUUAUGCGGUGGGGCUUCUCAGAGACAAGGGGGACUUCACACGGAAACUUCUGAAGCUCCGCACAGUGGCUGUGAAUGGUAAUGGGUCCUGUAACAAUAACAAUGCCCCUCCUGGGUAAAGCUUCAACUGUGGCAUGA